AAAACAAAAACACACACCUGCAUCAGCUGUGCUGGAACUCCGGCUCUCUUCUCUCUGGCAUCUGAGAUCUUACUGGGGAUCUGAGGCAGAGGCCUGGGAGCCCCCAUUUCCGAGGGGGAGGGCCCCCGUGGGAGGCCCCGCCCCCUCUGUUGCGGAGGGAUUUGGUGGGGUCCAGGCGGCUCUUGGCACGCAGGGGUGCGCAGAUGACCUGAAGCCAGGAAAAGGAAAGGCGCCGCCAAGGCUGGUCGCUCUCAGCUGGAACUCAUCACAUCCUCAGUCAGGAGCGCCCACACCACGCAGGUCCCGCCCCUCCCAGGUGGGUUUCAUCGGGUGGGCUCAGCGGGGCGGGGCCGAGUGAAAUUAGGGAGGGGACUGGGCUGGGGCACAAUGGAGGCCAAACCAGCGCCGAACUCCUCAGUGGCAGCAAAGCUGCUGGCGUUGCCCUGUCUGGACCUGGAGCCGCUGGGAGGAUCUUCCUCCCAGGAGAGGCCGAGGACCCCAGGAUGCCGGAGAACCAGUGGGAGGUCCCUCUGGCCUGCAUGCCAGAACUCCGUCACCGCUCUGCGCUUCCUCCAAGAGACAGUGGAGGGGCUGGAUCAGUCCCCUGCUCUGGACACCCAGGUCCUGGGGCCUUGCUGGGAGCCGAUGGCUCUGGGGACUCAGGGCCACCUGCCGCUGGACAGGGGUUCCAAGGACACACAGACCCGGAUCAGCCAGAAGGGCCGCCGUCUGCAGCCCUCGGGUACUCCCCUUACCCCACCCCAGAGAAGGCCCCGGAAGCAGCUGAACCCCUGCCGGGGCACCGAGAAAGUGGACCCGGGGUUCGAGGGGGUGACUCUGAGGUUUCAGAUAAAGCCGGACGCCAGCCUGUUGAUCAUCCCCUCGUACAGCCUUCCCUGUAGUAGCCGCUCUCAGGAACCUCUUGCAGACGCUGCUGAGGGCCCCGCAGCCCACCCAGGAGACACGGAGGCCCUGGGGCUCCGGCGCUGUGCUUCCUGUCGGACCCAGCGGACCCCGCUCUGGAGAGAUGCUGAAGAUGGAACCCCUCUCUGCAACGCCUGUGGGAUCAGGUACAAGAAAUAUGGCACUCGUUGCUCCAGCUGCUGGCUGGUGCCCAGGAAAAAUGUCCAGCCCAAGAAGCUAUGUGGCAGAUGCGGAGUGUCCCUGGACCCCAUUCAGGAAGAUUAAACUUGCCUUCCCCUGCUGAGCCGCUUCUUCUGCCUCAGUUUCACCAGUAGGAGAAUGGGCAGAAGCAGCAAUCCUAGGAGAACCGGGCAAGGAGCUGGCCUGCCUCCUGUCUGCCAUCUCCCAAUUCAGGGACCCCGGGGGAAGACCCAGGCCUCAGGCAGCAGAGCCUGCUAGGGGUCACUGGCCCCUUUUUCUCCAGUCAGCCUCGGCCGAGGCCCCCUCAGGAGACGUUUUCAGGAAUGAUGAGCAUUGUUACAGUAGGGACAAUAAAGUACAGAGAGAUACUCAGA
Molecule: messenger RNA, 1478 nt
Organism: Saimiri boliviensis boliviensis (Bolivian squirrel monkey)
Lineage: Eukaryota; Metazoa; Chordata; Mammalia; Primates; Cebidae
Gene: ZGLP1
Product: zinc finger GATA like protein 1
Biological process (GO): oocyte development; spermatogenesis; regulation of transcription by RNA polymerase II
Cellular component (GO): nucleus
Molecular function (GO): zinc ion binding; sequence-specific DNA binding
Source: RefSeq, a predicted model, not a curated record